Messenger RNA from Clupea harengus (Atlantic herring), 2988 nucleotides. Its product is annotated as putative mediator of RNA polymerase II transcription subunit 12. The record is from RefSeq and is a predicted model, not a curated record. Gene Ontology annotation, molecular function: transcription coactivator activity; transcription factor binding. Gene Ontology annotation, cellular component: mediator complex. Lineage: Eukaryota; Metazoa; Chordata; Actinopteri; Clupeiformes; Clupeidae. Gene Ontology annotation, biological process: positive regulation of transcription by RNA polymerase II.
UCGUUGGUCUGACGUCAAUUUAUGUUAACUCGUAUUGUAUGUAUACCCAACUGAAAGGGCCGCGAGACAAGCGUUUGGGCAGCUCCCUGUUUAUGAAAGAAAAUUCUAAAAUGAGGCUUAAACCAAACAGGGAUGUUGUUUUACUUUUCUGUCUUGGCUUUCUUUGUUUCAGCCAAAUAUGCUGUGUAAGCCUCGAAAUCAUGCGAAGACAAGAGAGACACCGAGAGGGAAAAAAACGAUGAUGUUCGAGUGGGUACCAUUAUGUUCGGCAGAGAUAUUCCUGAUUUUGGCCCAGUGAAAAAUGAGGAUGGCUUUAACAUUCAAGCCGACGCUGCUGGGCUGGUUGGAGGACAAGGUGUCAUUAAUGACUCCAGUUCUUCUAAGGCAGCCUGGGCUAGUAUGCGACCAAUUGUGUUAUGUACUGAGGACCUCAUGAAGUUCUCGGCACAAGGCCCAGGAUCCUCUUCACUUCAGCUAGACAGAGCAGGAGGAACACCGCUUAAGCUAAACCAGCUGCCGCAGGACUGUGGCUACUCUGUGUACAGGAAUGUACUGGGCCUUGUGUUUCUCAUCCCCUAUGAUGGUUGUGAUGUUAUAAAUCAGGGUGGCAACCAUUUGCUCCAGAUGUUAUGGCAAGGCAAUCCAGUCACCCUUUCUUGCCCUAUGUCAACCCAAGCCUCUCAAUCUCCUAUGGAUCCACCACUAAUCCAUCCACCCGCUCCCACUACUGAAGCUCCAACUACUACAGAAGCAACUUCAUCCACUGCCUCUAAGCUUCCCCCACAAGAUCAGCAGCAGCAGCAGCAGCAACAGUUGAUGCAGCAGCAGCAGCAACAGUUGAUGCAGCAGCAGCAGCAGCAGCAACAACAGUUGAUGCAACAGCAACAGUUGAAGAAGCAGCAGCCCAAACUACUGCAGCUCCAACUACUACAGAAGCAACUUCAUCCACUACAGAAGCAACUUCAUCCACUACAGAAGCAACUUUAUCCACUACAGAAGCAACUUUAUCCACUACAGAAGCAACUUUAUCCACUACAGAAGCAACUUCAUCCACUACAGAAGCAACUUUAUCCACUACAGAAGCAACCACAAGAGCAGCAACAGCAGCAGUUGAUGCAGCAGCAGCAGCAGCAGCAGCAGCAGCAACAGCAACAGUUGAUGCAGCAGCAACAGCAGCAAGAAUUGAUGGACUAUUACUUCAUGCUCCCCCUCAAACUACUGAAGCUCCAACUACUACAGACGCAACUUCAUCCACUACAGACGCAACUUCAUCCACUACAGAAGCAACUUCAUCCACUGCCUCUAAGCCCCCCACAAGAGCAGCAGCAGCAGUUGAUGCAGCAGCAGCAGCAGCAGCAGUUGAUGCAGCAGCAGCAGUUGAUGCAGCAGCAACAGUUGAUGCAGCAGCAACAGUUGAAGCAGCAGCAACAGUUGAAGCAGCAGCAGCAGCAGCAGCAGCAGCAGCAAGAAUUGAUGCACUCUUACUUCAUGUACCCAGGAUACAGAAACCCUUUCAUGCCAGUAAAGGCUCCCCCUCAAACUACUGCAGCUCCCACUACUGAAGCUCCAACUACGACAGAAGCAACUUCAUCCACUGCCUCUAAGCUUCCCCCACAAGAGCAGCAGCAGCAGCAGCAACAGCAGCAGUUGAUGCAGCAGCAGCAGCAGCAGCAGCAGCAGCAGUUGAUGCAGCAGCAACAGUUGAAGCAGCAGCAGCAGCAAGAAUUGAUGCACUCUUACUUCAUGCUCCCUACCAAACUACUGCAGCUCCAACUACUACAGAAGCAACGUCAUCCACUACAGAAGCAACGUCAUCCACUACAGAAGCAACGUCAUCCACUACAGAAGCAACGUCAUCCACUACAGAAGCAACUUCAUCCACUGCAGAAGCAACUUCAUCCACUGCAGAAGCAACUUCAUCCACUGCAGAAGCAACUUCAUCCACUGCAGAAGCAACUUCAUCCACUGCAGAAGCAACUUCAUCCACUGCAGAAGCAACUUCAUCCACUGCAGAAGCAACUUCAUCCACUGCCUCUAAGCCCCCCACAAGAUCAGCAGCAGCAACAGUUGAUGCAGCAGCAGCAGCAACAGUUGAUGCAACAGUUGAAGCAGCAGCAGCAGCAGCAGCAAGAAUUGAUGGACUAUUACUUCAUGUACCCAGGAUACAGAAACCCUUUCAUGCCACUUCCCCCACAAGAGCAGCAGCAGCAGCAGCAACAGCAGCAGUUGAUGCAGCAGCAGCAGCAGCAGCAGCAGCAGCAGCAGCAGCAGCAGUUGAUGCAGCAGCAACAGUUGAAGCAGCAGCAGCAAGAAUUGAUGCACUCUUACUUCAUGUACCCAGGAUACAGAAACCCUUUCAUGCCAGUGAAGGCUCCCUACCAAACUACUGCAGCUCCAACUACUACAGAAGCAACUUCAUCCACUACAGAAGCAACUUCAUCCACUGCCUCUAAGCUUCCCCCACAAGAUCAGCAGCAACAACAACAGCAGCAGCAGCAGCAACAGUUGAUGCAGCAGCAGCAGCAGCAACAGUUGAUGCAGCAGCAACAGUUGAUGCAACAGUUGAAGCAGCAGCAGCAGCAGCAGCAUGAAGCUCCAACUACGACAGAAGCAACUUCAUCCACUGCCUCUAAGCUUCCCCCACAAGAGCAGCAGCAGCAGCAACAGCAGCAGCAGUUGAUGCAGCAGCAGCAACAGCAGCAGCAACAACAACAGCAGCAGCAGCAGCAACAGUUGAUGCAGCAGCAGCAGCAGCAGCAACAGUUGAUGCAGCAGCAACAGUUGAUGCAACAGUUGAAGCAGCAGCAGCAGCAGCAGCAGCAGCAGCAGCAGCAAGAUACAGAAGCAACUGCAUCCACUGCCUCUAAGCUUCCCCCACAAGAUCAGCAGCAGCAGCAACAGUUGAUGCAGCAGCAGCAGCAACAGUUGAUGCAGCAGCAGCAGCAACAGUUGAUGCAGCAGCAGCAGCAACAGUUGAAGCAGCAGCAG